This is a messenger RNA of Scomber scombrus (Atlantic mackerel), 1870 nucleotides long. RefSeq names its product AKT1 substrate 1 (proline-rich) (gene akt1s1). The record is from RefSeq and is a predicted model, not a curated record. Gene Ontology annotation, cellular component: cytoplasm. NCBI's taxonomy places the organism in Eukaryota, Metazoa, Chordata, Actinopteri, Scombriformes, Scombridae. Gene Ontology annotation, biological process: negative regulation of protein kinase activity; negative regulation of TOR signaling; neurotrophin TRK receptor signaling pathway. The transcript has 6 exons. The coding region runs from base 555 to 1616 and encodes 353 amino acids.
CUUGUCGCUGGUGAAGAGCCUAGCUAGGGGAGAGAAACCGUGGGAGAAGGCUGAAUGCGUUUGAUUACAAAAAGAAGUAAAGUUUGAGGUCGAUGAAUGCCUGGCAACGCUGAAGAAAGACACUGAACAGGUAUCACCAGCAACUUGGCACCAUCUCUUCUCUCCCCUGGCUCUCCAGUGUGUAAGGACAAUGCUCAGUGUAUCAUAUCUUGAAGUCACCUUGUGCCUCUCUACCUGAUUGAUCAAAAAAAAAAAAAAAACUCCACCCCUUGCAUUUUCACCAGUGCAAAAAAACCCCCACAACCAUACACCAGCAAGACAGAAGAAAUAGAUUUCUGCAUUUUUUUGGGGUAAAAAAGGAAAAGCUGCACCUCCACAAAGCAAAGAACCACCAAAGUCAAACACGUAGGUUUGGUGUCACCAAAAAAAAAUCAACCAUCAUCCCAAGCUUCUGAUCAGUCUACAACCUUCAAACUCUUCCUCAUUUCAUCAGCAUUAUCCAGGUUAGUCCAUCAGGUCAGUCCAUUUUUAAGAAACACUUCUUAAGCACCGUUAUGGCCUCCAUCAACCAGUCAUCCGAACCCGAAAUCCCAGACAACCACAAGGAGAGCUGGCUGGCGCUACUUUCCGCCGCGGAGACGUAUUGCCAAAAGUCUGGCUGCGACGUGGCCAUACUUACAGCGUGUAAGAAGUUCAGGUCGUCGGUCGGAGACGCAGACGGUGUGAGGAAACGGGACAGCGGCAGUGCCUUUCCAAGAGAGGGGGAUUUCUCCUAUAAUGUAUGGGGUCAAGGGUUCCUCGCUGAGUCGGCGCGCCGCUACGUAGAUGACAUCGGCGUGCUGCACUCCACGACCAUGCUAACAGCCCAAAGGCACACACGCCAGGCAGGGGGAGAGGCAGGGACCAAGCUGGUGGUUGACCUGACCUCUGACCCCGUAAACAGGGGGAGCUUCACAGGUGACGGCGGGGUGGGAGGAGUCAGCCCCAAUGGAAGACUGUAUUCCCAAAGCUACCCGUCAAUCUACAGCUCAGGUGGUCCCAUGCAGGGCGGCGGGCAGAACGACAACGGAGAGAGGGAACGGGAGAAGAACCUGCUGGAGGGGAGCGAGCAGGGGAGACAGAGGUCUGGGAUUGAGGAUUUGGAGGAAGAGUGUGAGGACGAGGAAGAGGAGGACGAUAUGGACGAGAGGAGACCUUAUGGGAAUGAAAGUGCAGGUGUAUUCUCCAUGGACGAGGACUCUCUGUCUCGUGACUGUGAGCCGUUUUUUGAGUCUGACGGCGAGGAGGAGAGCACUGACGGCUCAUUGAGUGAGGACGCUCCCCCUCCGUCCCGCGGCAUGGCCAUGGGUCAGGCCGCGUACUCGUCCAGGCACACCCACUCCAUGGCUCUGGCCCGCUCUCUGCCCGUAUCUGUGCCCGUGUGGGGCUGCAGAGGAGGAAACAGAGCGGCUCCGGGAGAAGGCAACAGCGGAGAACGGGUGGGCUGUGCCGACCUGGAGCACAUCGCUGCUAGUAUGAAAGCCCUACUGGCCCCCGGAGCCACCGACGGGACAGAAAUGUUUGGGGCCUUGCCUCGGCCUCGUCUCAACACAGGAGACUUCUCGCUCAAGCACUGAGAGAGAGAAGGGAGUGUUCGAUAGAUAGAGAGAGAGCGAGCGAGAGAAAGUGAGUGGUGAGCGGAGAUACAUAGAAAGGAAUAGAGGGAGCGAAUAAGAGAGCAAAGGAAAACGUGGAGAGAUGCUGUCGUGACACGAGGCGACCCGGGUUGGCUUGCAGAUGUGUGACGUUCAGUAUGUGAAACAGUGUAAAAGCUAGUACCUCCAUUUAUUUCUCAUUAACCAAAAUUAACAGCACAUGCUUCAAGGAAAGU